UCCAUAACAACAGAGUCAUAAAAGGCUGUGACUUAGCAAGGUUUCCCAGUGGACGUAGAAUACAUAUACAGUAGUCGCAAAUAUUGUCUGAAAAUACAACAAAAUGAAUAACAGCAACGUUGCAAAUGCUUCAUCAUCACAGCAUUCACUAGAGGACGACUUCGAGAAAACAAAAGCUGGAAAAGAAGAAAUACUUGCUAUAAAUAACCCCGGUAAUCCGGUAUUCUCUUGUCCUGCGAGGGCUGAGUUUGGUGGGCCAACGGCAAAGUCUUUGAACCAAGACUGUUUUGAUGGCUACAAUACGUCUCAACCAAACCCGAUGUACAUGACAAGUUCUCAGGAGUAUGGAAAUCGCCGCCCCACCGUUCACACGAUGCCAACAAGUUUUCAUGCCAAAUGUCAAAAAUUCACAGAUCAUUUAGGAAAGUGUGGAAUGUACAGAAACCAUUCACUCAAUACCGCAUCAGACAAAAGCAUUGUUUGAAUUAUGUGCUUGGAAUUUAUGAAAGAAUGAGGACAUCUUUGUGAAUAUUUCUUUUUUCAAAUUGUCUGUAGAGGCUUUGAAGAACAGCAUGUUCUGCAUGCUUAACUAUAUUUAGAUAAUUUUAUUUAGUAAUAAAGACAUUGUAUAUAGUGA
Messenger RNA from Nematostella vectensis (starlet sea anemone), 637 nucleotides. RefSeq names its product piercer of microtubule wall 1 protein. The transcript is spliced from 5 exons. NCBI's taxonomy places the organism in Eukaryota, Metazoa, Cnidaria, Anthozoa, Actiniaria, Edwardsiidae. Gene Ontology annotation, biological process: axoneme assembly. Bases 104 to 484 code for a protein of 126 amino acids. Gene Ontology annotation, cellular component: axonemal microtubule. The record is from RefSeq and is a predicted model, not a curated record.